This is a messenger RNA of Colius striatus (speckled mousebird), 2993 nucleotides long. RefSeq names its product MLLT3 super elongation complex subunit (gene MLLT3). Lineage: Eukaryota; Metazoa; Chordata; Aves; Coliiformes; Coliidae. The transcript has 12 exons. Gene Ontology annotation, cellular component: super elongation complex. The coding region runs from base 164 to 1891 and encodes 575 amino acids. Gene Ontology annotation, biological process: regulation of DNA-templated transcription. The record is from RefSeq and is a predicted model, not a curated record.
CGAGGGAGGGGAGAAGGCGGAGGCAGACAGCGGGAGCGGCGAGACGGAGAAUGUCCGCCGCUCCGCCGCCCGCCCGCCGUCGCCUUCGUGUCUCCAUGAAUUAGCGCUGCGGGGGGGGCGGGGGACCGGAGCGCGCGGCUCCGGCGGUACCGGCGCCCCAGGCAUGGCCAGUUCGUGCGCCGUCCAGGUGAAGCUGGAGCUGGGGCACCGAGCCCAAGUCAGGAAGAAACCCACUGUGGAGGGCUUCACUCACGACUGGAUGGUGUUUGUCAGAGGGCCCGAGCACAGCAACAUUCAGCACUUCGUAGAGAAAGUCGUCUUUCACCUGCAUGAGAGUUUCCCAAGACCGAAAAGAGUGUGCAAGGAUCCACCCUACAAAGUUGAAGAAUCUGGAUAUGCUGGUUUCAUUUUACCAAUUGAGGUUUACUUCAAAAACAAGGAAGAACCUAAGAAAGUUCGAUUUGAUUAUGACUUGUUCCUGCAUCUUGAAGGCCACCCACCUGUAAAUCACCUCCGCUGUGAAAAGCUCACGUUCAACAACCCGACAGAGGAAUUCAGAAGAAAGCUGCUUAAGGCAGGAGGGAUAAUGGUUACGACAGAUAGUACAUCCUUAUCUUCAGGACAGAGCCUUCAGCUCCCCUACCUUCCCAGUAACUCCCUGUCUUUUUCUGAAGCAAAGAAGAAAUCAUCUCAUGGGCCAAAGGACCCAGCUCGGAUUAUGAACACAAAUAGCAGCAGCAGUACCAACAGUAGGACUCACAAGUUAAUAAAAGACCACAAGGAAAAAACUUGUAAAGACUCAAAAGAACAUAAAAGUGCCUUCAAGGAACCUUCCAGGGAACACAACAAAUCUUCCAAAGAAUCUUCAAAGAAGCCCAAAGAAAACAAACCACUGAAAGAUGAUAAAAUAGCUCCUAAGAUGGCCUUCAAGGAACCAAAACCCACGUCCAGGGAGCCACAGUCUGUAAACAGCCUCAUUCUUACCAAAACAAGUGGGCAGCAGCAAGAAAAGAGAAGCUACACAAAAAACCACUCUGUUCUGGACUCUGAUGAGCCUUCUACAAAAAAAAAAAAAAAAAGUGGUUCGGAUAUGUUAUUUAAAAGUUUUUCUACCAUCCCACCACUGAUUCUUACUUGUUCAGCUGACAAAAAACAGACUAAAGGUAAAUCUCAGCUCAAGGUGGGGAGAAUCAAAGUUGAAAAUGAUGCACUGGAAAGGAAGAUGCAUACCUUGCCACCAUUUGCUGAUAUUGUAGAUCCAAAUGAUUCUGAUAAGGAGGAAAACAUCUCCUCCAAAUCUGAAUCUGAACAGCCCAGUCCUGACAGUUCCAGCUCCAGUUCCAGUUCCAGUUUUACGCCAUCUCAAAACAUCAGACAACAAGGUCCCUUGAGGUCUAUAAUGAAAGAUCUGCAUUCAGAUGAUAAUGAAGAGGAAUCAGAUGAAGCAGAUGAGAAUGACAAUGAUUCUGAGUUAGAACGACCUGUAAAUACGCGAGAAGGAAGCAGGAGUAGAAGAGUUAUCCUCAGUGAUGGCAGUGACAGUGACAGCAGUUCGGCUUCCUCACCACUACAUCAUGAACCAGCACCACCUUUACUGAAAACCACCAACACCCAGAUUUUAGAAGUGAAAAGUCCAAUAAAACAAAACAAAUCUGAUAAACAAAUAAAGAAUGGGGAUUGUGAUAAGGCAUAUCUUGAUGAACUAGUAGAGCUCCACAGAAGAUUAAUGACAUUGAGAGAGAGACAUGUACUACAGCAGAUAGUAAAUCUUAUAGAAGAAACUGGACACUUUCAUAUCACAAAUACAACCUUUGACUUUGAUCUUUGUUCACUGGACAAAAGCACAGUCCGUAAACUACAGAGUUAUCUGGAAACAUCUGGAACCUCCUGAGCAUUCAGCACCUGGUUGCAUUGAAAACUGUUCUUUAAAUGAAAAAUUCACAAUGAUGCAACCAAAACAGGGGGAAAAAACAAAAUAACUCUCCUCAGCUUUAUUUUUCUUUAAAGCCAAUCAUCAUCUCUUGAUAAGGGAGUAAAAGUGACAAGACUCAGAACUGUUCUUCUCAAGAAGAAAAUGCGCUGGAAGAGUUUGCCUGGAUAGCCUUGAAAAACAAAUACACAAAAACACACAGGAAUACUUGGUUAUAAUGAAUGUGUAUGCUAUCAUGCAUAUCUCACUGUGGUGUUCCAGCCCACAAGACGAAUGCAUGUUCAACACACUGCCUUAUUGCAUAACUGAUCUAUUUAUUAUUGCAUACAUGCAUUCUAAAGUCAGUGAGCCACUGAAUGACACUACCAGAUGUUGCAAAUAGUGGAGUCCCAUGUGCACUCUUUUGAUGCAGUACUAUCACAAGCCUAGUAACCUUACUGAUGUUAAAAUGCCAUUUAUUGCUGUCUUUAUUUAGUCACUUAAAACACUACUGUCUUGUUUCCAGUUCUGCAUUUCCAAAAAACAAGACACAAUGUUGGGGAUGGAGUAGUGGUCCUCUUAAUUUGUUUCCCGUCUGCCACGGGCUGGACCACAGCAGGUUGGACCGCAGGUUUAUCCAUUUAUUGAUCUUGACUACGGUAGAAAAUGCACCGAAUAGGAUCAUAUGACUUGCUGUCUAGCCUUAGUGAAUAAAACUUUAGGACUUCUAACAAAAAAUGUUAUGUAUACUGUUCUGAAUCCAGCAUCUUUUACAGUCUACAUUCUUGUGUCUGUUUUAAUGUUAUAAAAUUAAAUAUAUAUAUGACUGAAGGUGUUUUGCAGGAUUAUGGUAAAAGAAGAAUUACUGGUCCUGUCUUCUAAGGGGAUGUUGUAGAAAAUUCUUGAUUUGGAGCUAUUUAUUACUAUGAGUUUCAACACUCCUCUGUUACCAGUGUGCAACUCAUUUUACCAUGAAGCUGUUUGCAUAACAUUUUUCUUUGUUCCUUGAGUAUAUGGUCUGCUUAGUUUGUUUGGGGAUUUGAUUUCUAUUUUUUUUGUUGGGCCUUUAUACAACUGCUGAACU